Messenger RNA from Durusdinium trenchii, 1224 nucleotides. The record is from the annotation of a GenBank genome assembly. NCBI's taxonomy places the organism in Eukaryota, Dinophyceae, Suessiales, Symbiodiniaceae.
AUGGCUGCCUUCGCUACAGCCGUGACAGCCGUCACGCCCGUGACACUUCAUCCUCCCAGCACUUCCUGGCCGCGCUUGGGCCCCACACCCCGCCGCUGGACGCCGUGGACGCCCAUGGCCCUCGGCAGCGCGGCCGCGCACGUCCGUGCCGCGCACGUGCGCGUCCGGCGGCGCGCGGCGGAAACGGACGCGGAGGAGCUGCCGCGGCGCGCGGCCGUGGGGGCGGCAGCCACACUGGGCGCAGUGCUGGCGACGGAUGCCACGUUGAGGGCGCAGGACGAGAGGUAUGCUGCGCUGGGGACGAUUUUGGCGCCGGCUCCUUACAAGGAGACGGUGAGAACUGAACUGGUGCCGGGCCGCAUUUGGGGCUUUGAGCAAUGCAUUGCGCUGGCCUCGGUUUCGACCAACAUCCGGAUGACGGCGGUGAAGCUGAAGGACGGCACGUUGUGGGUCUCUGCUCCCAUUUCGCCCACCCGCCAGUGCUUGCGACUCCUGGAGGAGUUGGGUCCGGUGGCACAUCUGGUGGUGCCCUCCUCAGCGCUGGAGCACAAAGCCUCCUUGUCCGAGUUCACCAAGUUCUAUCCCAAGGCCUCCAUUUGGGCAGUGCCCGGUUCCACCAAGGGCCUUUUCGCAGUGCCCAGCAGUGCCCAGGUCUUGGGGUCGACGGGACCAACGCCACCCUGGGCUGAUGAGCUGGAAUGCAAGGUCUUCUUCGUGGAGCCUCCGGUGACCGAUUUGUUUGCAGAGGCGGCCUUCUUUCACAAGGAGACGCGCACCUUGCUGGUCACAGACUGUGCGCUGAAACUGCCGCAGUCUCCGCCAAAGGUCUUGGAAUCCUAUGGCUACGAUGGCACGCCGGGGCCCAUCUCCUUGGAGCAAUGGAGAUAUAAAGCUAUCGCCUUUGACUUUGUCACGGGCCGAAACCAAGACGAGAAGGACUUUGCAGUCUUGUCGAAGGCACCCGCCCUGGUGAACCCCUUGCUCCGCUUCAUCGUCUACCGGCGUUGCCCACAGCAAGCGGCCGCGUGGGUGAAGUCCGUCGCCGCGUGGCCCUUCCAACGGAUCGUGCCAGCUCACCUCCAGGCGCCAUUUGAUUGCAAUCCGAAGCAGUUCCUGGAGGCAUUUGGCUUCCUGUUCGAUCGGAAGAGCUCCUGGGAGCCAGAGGAUGAGCAGCUGUCAUUCCUGCGGUCCCUUCGGGAGAUCGUGGGAGGCCCCACCUUCUGA